AUAAUAAUAAUAAUAAUGAACUCCAGCGAUGCCAGAGCUAUACAUUUGAUCCAUGUUCUCCUGAAUUCGGUUGAAAUAUAAUGAGACGCCUGGUACCUUCGGCCGUGUGACUGCCAUUUGCCAAUGAAUCGCCAUUUGUCGUUACACAGUUGUCGUUUUUUUAAUAGAUGUAUACAGAUACAAAAAAUAUAUUUUCAAAUGUGUGAAAGGCAAUAAUCGAAUUAAUCAUCCAGGUCAUGGUUCGCUUGAAUUUGUUUUUUGACAUUGCCUUUAUAAAAUGUGGUUGACAAUAAAAAAUAUUAAUGUGUAUAUAUAAUAGGUAGGAGUUUCUUUCACUGUUUCUAAGCUCUAUAUUAAUGGAAAAAAUAAUAAAGUAAUAUAAGCAAUAAAAAUCAUAGUUUUAACGACCUAGUUUUAAUAAUGUUUUUACUAAUUGGAUAGUGUGAAAGGUGCAAAUUUAUUUCAUCGUGUCUUUGUUUGAAUAGGAUUGGGCAAAUAUUACCCCUUCUUAUUGCUAAGGAAUAAUUUGUAAUUUCAUUGUCUUGCACUUUUUUUUUAGAUAUUUUAACUGUUUUAUAGUCAUUUCAUUUUUUUACCCAAACAUGUCGACCUUAGUCGUAAUUUGUUUAAUCGUUUGAUUGCGGAUAAGGUGUUCUCCAUUUUUGUUAUCUGAUUUCCUUGCCAACCCAUGUAAUGAAGGAUACCGAGGGACAUGAGAGCGAAUACGUGUUAUCUAUGUUGAGUGUGUGGCACAGCUGUCUCGGGCGACAGAGAGCGGCUUCGGGUGACUAAUUGAAGGCUAUAGGCUGAUUGGUUAUCGAAUUGAAAAGAAAAGACUUUAAAUUUGUGUAUGAAGCAGUUGAGUACACAUGGAUAUUUUCGCAACUCGGUCUGAGUUAAACUUGUACGAUAACAAAGGGUUGUAAUACACACAGAAGAACUAGACGAUGUUGACAAUAUGGAAUGAUUUGCUUGUUAAACGUAGGGAUUAAGGAGGAUAGCAUACUAAUAAUCAAAUUAACUGAGAAUAUCUAUUGCGCUUUUGUGGGUGGCUUCAGAAUGAAUGGGUCUCUUGAAAGCCUUGCUAAACUGCAGAGUGUUCUUUCCUCCCGAAGCAACGCGCAAGUCGCCUUUGAGGCAGGACUUUUCGUCAUCAUCUUCAUCACGACAGUAGUUGGAAACUCUCUGACCAUCUUUAUCGUGAUAAGAAACAAGAGUUUAAGAACUAUCCCAAACAUGUUCGUGAUAUCGCUCGCUGUGGCAGAUCUAGGAAUGGGCUGCUUAUCCAUGCAUUUGCUAGUAACAGUCCUUAUAACUUCCGAGUGGAUCUUCGGCGAGCUUAUUUGCCAGUACCAAGGUUUUAUAUCUAUCUUAAUGGCAGCCUCGUCCACGCAAACUCUCGCCUGGACUGCGGUUAAUCGCUUCUUUAGUGUUUGCAAAUCACAGAAAUGCAGGAAGAUCUUCAGUUGGAGAAACACUACACUCAUCAUGGCGUCUAUCUGGGGACUAAGCCUACUGGCGCCCCUUCCUUACGUUGUUUCGGGGAAUCGGUUUGUCUUUAACGCGGGUAAAUUCUUCUGUUAUCUCGACGUCAAGGCGGGAUGGUUUACCGGGUUCCUGGUCGCUGUCUACGUCGGGAUUCCAACAAAUGUGAUCUUCUACUGCUACUUCAGGGUUUUCAAAUCCGUGCGCGAACAUAACAAGAAGCUUCUUCAGUCCAGGGAGACAACACUUAGCGUCGAGGAAAUCAAAAUCACAAGGACACUUUUUGUGAUCGUGGUAGUGUUCAUGCUCUGUUGGUCGCCCGUGCUGAUAAUGGACUUUAUUGAUACGUUUUCUGGCGAUUACACCAUACCUCGCGAGGGAUACACUGCGUAUACCUUCCUCGCCUCCCUCAGCAGUGCAGUCAACGCCGUCAUCUAUGGGAUCAUGAAUCCGAAAUUCAAGAAGGAGUACCUGAGGAUUAUGUUAUGCAAGACGCUGCGAGGCGUUCCAGUGGAGACCACGGUCCAGGCAGUAAGAAUAACGGCAGCCUCGGUAGCUUAAAAGUUUGUAGGAUUCUGUUUCGUAAGACUUCGAUUUGGAAAGCAGUAGGUUAGACAUCGCAGAUAAGUGCAGCCUACUAAGUGUUGUAGGAUUCUGUUUCCAAUGCGAUGACUGCGAUGUGUUGAAGCGAUAGCCCAUAAAAAGCGGACAUUGGUGCAGCGCUCUUGAAGACUUGUUCGUUGGGUGUUCUUUUAGAGGCGACAGUGUACAUAGUUUGGAUAACAACAGUAAAGUAUUGUCAUCUCCUUAUCGGAGAUGCUACAACUCUACCGUAUGUGUAGAGCAGAAAAGCACUGGCAUGUACGGACAUUUGGACCUGGAAAGAUAAUUCAUUUGUGCUUGCUGGCCUGCUUAGAGUGUUUGCAGUCAAUAGAAGAUUUUUCAGGUGGUGUUUUGUGACGAUGACGAUGAUGAUGUUGGUGAUGAUGAUGAUGACGUAGAUGAUGAUGGUGCAAUUGAUGGUUGAUGAUAAUGAUGA
Messenger RNA from Nematostella vectensis (starlet sea anemone), 2524 nucleotides. Its product is annotated as melatonin receptor type 1B-B. NCBI's taxonomy places the organism in Eukaryota, Metazoa, Cnidaria, Anthozoa, Actiniaria, Edwardsiidae. Gene Ontology annotation, molecular function: neuropeptide Y receptor activity. Gene Ontology annotation, cellular component: membrane. Bases 964 to 2046 code for a protein of 360 amino acids. The record is from RefSeq and is a predicted model, not a curated record. Gene Ontology annotation, biological process: G protein-coupled receptor signaling pathway. The transcript has a single exon.